Molecule: messenger RNA, 1855 nt
Organism: Morus notabilis
Lineage: Eukaryota; Viridiplantae; Streptophyta; Magnoliopsida; Rosales; Moraceae
Product: LRR receptor-like serine/threonine-protein kinase FLS2
Exons: 2
Coding region: 224-1567 (447 amino acids)
Molecular function (GO): protein binding
Source: RefSeq, a predicted model, not a curated record
UUAUGCGCAUCACCAACCCAAAUUGUGAGUGCUCUACAGCUAGAGAAGCGAGCGAAUCCUGUUUGACAUUACAUCACUGCCCCCCCUCCGGUCUACCUCCAACACGUCCAUUUCACCUCCCAUAAUAAACUCCUUCAAACUUUAAAACCCCUCUCCCUCUCUCUCCCCUCCAAACACACAUCACAAUCCUCAAUUCAAAAACACAAAAAAAAAUAAAAAAAAAAUGUCCAACUUCAUUAACCACCUCUGUUUUCUCCUCCUCCUCUCCACCACCACCACCACCACCACCAAAAACGUUGUCGUCUCCGCCCUCACUUCUCCCUCCGACAUCUCAGCCCUCAAGGCCUUCAAAUCCGCCGUCAACCCCUCCUCCAUACCCUCCUGGUCCUGCCUCGCCUCCUGGGACUUCGCCGCCGCCGACCCCUGCGCCUCCCCUCGCCGCACCCACUUCACGUGCGCCCUCACGUGCUCCCCCGACUCCACUCACAUCACCCAGAUCACCCUCGACCCCGUCGGCUACUCCGGCUCCCUCACCCCACUUGUCUCCCUACUCUCCCAACUCACCGCCCUCGACCUCGCCGACAACAAUUUCUCUGGCCAAAUUCCCUCCUCCAUUUCCUCCCUCCUCAAUCUCCGAACCCUCACUCUCCGAUCCAACAAAUUCUCCGGUUCUCUCCCUUCCUCCAUUACCAAGCUCAAGUUUCUCGACUCUUUGGACAUUUCGCGUAAUUCUCUCUCCGGAUUUCUCCCCAAAAGAAUUGACUCCAUGACCGGUUUGCGAAGGCUCGAUCUGAGCUUCAACAAGCUGGCUGGUUCCAUCCCCAAGCUUCCGCCGAACUUGUUUGAGCUCGCCAUGAAGGGGAAUUCGCUCUCCGGAUCGAUCUCAAAAUCGUCGUUUGGUGAGUUGACUCAGUUGGAAGUCGUCGAACUCAGCGAGAACUCGCUCACCGGGACUUUGGAGAGCUGGUUCUUCUUGCUCCCUUCGCUCCAGCAGGUCGACCUGGCCAAUAACAGCCUUACGCGUAUCGAGAUCUCGAGCCCUCCCGGAUCGGCCAGCGACCUCGUGGCCGUCGAUUUGGGGUUCAACAGAAUCGGCGGUUACGCGCCCGCCAAAUUCGCGGAUUACCCGCUGCUGUCGUCGCUCUCGCUUCGGUACAACCGGCUACGUGGCAAGAUCCCAUUGGAGUACGGGCAGAAGAAGUCGUUGAGGAGGCUUUACUUGGACGGGAAUUUCUUAAUCGGACAACCGCCGGCUGGAUUUUUUGGCGGUAAAUCCGGGGUCUCCGGCAGCUUGGGGGAUAAUUGCCUGUGGGGAUGUCCAGUUUCGUCGCAGCUGUGCCUGCCUUCGCAGAAACCAAGCGGGAUAUGCAAGCAAGCCUACGGUGGAAGGGGAAAACCAAGAGGAUCUGUCGCUGGCGCCGAGGGAACGUCACUAUCUACGCCGAGAGAUCAUGCGUGGGAAGGGGCGCCGGGCGCGAUGACUCAGCGCCCGGAGGCCACGGCGCCGGGGUAUCACUCUCGUCUCUCUCCACCAGCUGUCUUGUCAACUCGAGGAGGGGAGUGCUGAUUCGACUACUACUGCAAAAGUCAGAGGGUCAGGCGGCAGAUAGGAAGGAUCAGCCGCAUUCCCCGGGACAGUCAUCAUAAAAAUCUACCUACUCUCAUGCUUACCGAGGACAGAGGAUGGCUUCCUCCUUGAGAACGGAGAAUACACAUUCACAUGUAAAGGCCUAUAAAUAGAGCCAAUAAAACCUAAAAAAUGGGUUAGAUGCCAUUUCAAUUACGAAAGAAAGAGAGCUUGUAACCAGUUAAAACAUUAGUGCAUGCACAAGUGGAUUAGACAAAGAAUUAUUGC